Molecule: messenger RNA, 2865 nt
Organism: Hydatigera taeniaeformis
Lineage: Eukaryota; Metazoa; Platyhelminthes; Cestoda; Cyclophyllidea; Taeniidae
Source: the annotation of a GenBank genome assembly
AUGCCGAUCUCCUAUGUGGAUGACAUCUCCGACGGCAGUGGGGCCUUUAUUUUCUUGAAGAUUCUCCGAAGAUGGAAAGGCAGCCUCUACAAACUGGUUUGGGUUGAUCUCCUACUCUACCUGUGCGUUUACUACGCGAUUAGUCUCACAUAUCGCCUUGUGCUUCCUGAGAGUCAGAAAAGAGUUUUUGAAGACGUUGUACGCUUCUGUGAGAAUAUGAAAGGCAACAUUCCUGUCUCCUUCUUGUUGGGGUUCUUUGUUUCCGGAGUGAUCGGUAGAUGGUAUAAGAUGUAUAUGUACAUUCCAUGGAUGAAUCAAAUCGCCUACACGACUAUGUCGUUUGUGAAUUGCGCUGACAAAACAAUAGCGCGUGAGAUAAGACUUUCACUAAUGCGCUACAUGAAUUUGGCUUGGAUCCUUUUAAUGCGGCGAAUUAGUGAUCAAAUUGCCGAUCGUUUCAAGCAAUUGGACGAGGACUCUGACAGUGACGAAGAGGGGAUCAUCAGGUGCUGCAAAGGCUGGACUCGCAGAUUUAAACGACGCAGUAAAUUGAAACAUGCUAAUCAACAUCCUUGGAGCAUCUCUCAGUUCCGUAGCAACCAACACAGUGCCGCUCGCACACCGCGUACUCCCUUUGACGGUGGAAUGGCGUUUUCUUACAGACAAACGAGCGUCUACCAUUCACAGAUGCUAACAGACGAGUCUCCAUCUUCCCCCAGCCCUCAACGGCAAAGCAUAUACAUGUUUAAUGCCUUUGAGGGGGAUGAUGAAUGGAGUAUUCGGGCUACACUGCGUGGAUUUAACAAGGACAGAAAGGUACGAGAAACUUUUGGCAAGAUAAUCACUGAGCCGGAAAUUCGAGCUUUUGAGGCGAUUGCCAAAUACUACUUCAAACAAACACGGCAACGCUAUCUUCCAGAGUACUGGGUACCACUUCAGUGGGCCGUUAGGUUGGUUCAAAAAGCUGGUCUCCAUGGCAACAUUCCUGAUCCUCGCAUGAUUGGCGUCCUGUUUAAGGAAAUUGGCGAAUUCCGAUCUCAACUACAAACUCUGGAGGUAUAUAGCAGUAUUAUGAUGCCUCUCGUCUACACUCAAGUAGUGAUAAUUGCGGUGUACAGCUACUUCGCUUGUGAGAUUUUGGCAUCCCAAUUUCUGGAAGUUUCCAAGGUCCCAGGAGAAGCUGCGGUGGAUUUCUUCGUCCCUGUUUUCAGCAUCUUCUACUUCCUCUUCCUCAUGGGCUGGCUAAAGGUUGCGUUGUGCGUGAUGAAUCCUUUCGGGGACGAUGACGAGGAUUUCGAGACGUCAGCUAUACUAAAUUACAAUUUGGACGUGAGUUACCGAAGCGUCUUGAUGGAUGAGACGACGUACCCUGAGGGCCUGAAGGCGGCCACCUUCGAGACGAGCACCAUGAACGGUGUGGAGGAUGACAAUCUGCCAGAGUUUAUCAAGAGUGUCACCGAUGAAUUGACUAAGGCUGACAAUGUGGUUGAAACUAACGAGUGGAAGGGCAGCCUCUACAAGUUGGUGUGGUUGGAUCUGCUGGGCUACCUCUUCGUCCACUACUUCGUUCAACUUGUCUACUGGAUGUUUCUAACCCACUCACAAAGAUUAGCUUUUAAUGAAGUUGUGGACUACUGCGAGGAGAUCCGUGGUCAAGUUCCCAUCUCGUUUUUGCUUGGCUUUUUCGUGUCUGGUGUCAUUGGACGUUGGUUCGACACAUACAUGUACAUCCCUUGGCUCAACAACAUCAGCUAUCAGAUCGCGGCAUCAAUUAACUGUGCCGAUCCCCGAGUGGCUCUGAGAGCCCGGCUGACAGUGAUGCGAUACCUCAACCUCUCCUGGAUCCUUUUGAUGCGAACCGUCAGUGAUAGAAUCUCGAAUCGUUUCCGAAUGCAGAGCAAUUCCACGAGUGGUCAGAGGAGGGAGCGACUUCGACAUGACCGCCAGGCACUAUUUCAGAGUUCUGAGUUGCCUGAUGAAAAGAAGUCGAAGAGACCGCACUCUAAGAAGCGCGGUUCCUCGCCACUCCUUGGGACCCCAUCCUCACAGCUGCAACCAAAACCGUCUCCCUCAACCUCGGGUAUCUUCAGCUUUAAUAAUGUAGAGAAUAGCCUUUUCGAUGCACCCGAUGACUAUGGACUGCGCGAGACUCUAAAGAGCAUCAACAACGACAAAAAGGUUCAGCAAACCUUCGGCAAGUUAAUAACUGACCCCGAGAUCCGCGCAUUCGAGGCGAUUGGGAGACGAUACUUUUGCAGCACACGACAACGCUACCUGCCAGAGUACUGGGUUCCCAUCCAGUGGGCUGUGCGUGUGGUGCAGAAGACCACUCUCCAUGGCAACAUCCCUGAUCCAAAGAUCAUGAUCCAUGUUUUGGGCGAAAUCGGAAAUUUUCGAAAGCAAUUAGGACAGCUUAAACGCUUCAGCAGUCUCACAAUGCCGCUUGUGUACACACAGGUGGCAGUUAUCGCGGUGUACAGCUACUUUAUCUGCCAAAUCGUGGCAACUCAGCACAUCGAGCGCGCAGCUAACGAAACCAACCCCAACACCAGCAUGCCAGUGCCUCUUUUCAGCGUCUUCUACUUCAUUUUCCUUGUCGGAUGGCUAAAGGUGGCCCUGUGUGUGAUGAGUCCCUUCGGGGAGGACUACGAGGACUUCGAGACAUCAGAAAUCUUAGAUUACAAUCUGGAUGUCAGCUAUCGUGUCGUUUUGAUGGACGACACAACCUAUCCGGAGGAAUUGAAACGAGCCACCUUCACUCCACAUACCAUGGAUGGACAUGAGGAGGACAAUCUACGCGCCUUCUUGGACAGUGUCUCGCGCGACCUGGAUGAUGUGGAGUUUGAUGAAAACGCGAAUGAGUAG